AUGUUUUCGGACGAUGAAUUCGAAUAUGAGUACGAUGACAACGAGACAGAGACAUUCUUCGUGGAUCUCGACCUCUCUACCUUAAAUUCCAGAACACGCGCAACCGUACCUGGGGGCCAGAAGCCAGCUGUCCCCGUCAAACCAGCAGCUGAUGACUCAGUCCCGCAAACACCCGACAGAUUCGAAAUAGCGCAGAGCCCACCAGGGAUCCCGGUCAAUGGCGAUGACGAUCUGGGAGCUCAGGACAAGCCCAAAAGAUCAGCCGUAGAAGGUGAUGAUGAUGAUACGUCCGCCUUUGGGAGAGAUAUCCAGAUCCUGGACUUUCCAUCGACAAAUCCGGUAGUUUCAUACAGGGGACAGGUAUACAGCUGCAUGUGGACAGAUAUGAUCGGCACCAACAUGUUCUUCACAAGCCCUGGCUCCAUGGACAGACCCCUAAGACGCACAGACGCGUACGACCUGGUCGGAAUAUCACGGAUCAAACUUGUUGCUGAACAUGCAAAAGUCGCCAAACAGCGCCCGACAGAUGGCAGCAAUGUAGGUGUCAAGCCGGCCAUGUCUGAACAUGUCUUGGAUGGUAGUAGCCUUGGGGACUUCCAUCGCUCAAGUCCAGUCAUAAACGCUCAAAUCAAGAAGCAAGCCUCCUUUCUAGAAAAGUUGAUGGACAUCAAACGGCAACGUGGAGAAAGAGACAUCGUGCGUGCUUAUGUCAACGAGGACACCGCCAUGGCAGGGGGCCUUGUACUUGAUGGAACUACGCGGGAUGAGCUGGAGACUUUGAGUCGGAAAGUACUCAACGGAGAUGGAAAUGCUCUUGCACAGCUUCAAGAGAUCUAUUCUCGACUAAAGGGACAAGACCAAAACCCCCAAGAAAACGCCCCGACACCUUCCAGUCAAGGCGACUGA
Exophiala spinifera is the source of this 906-nucleotide messenger RNA. RefSeq lists its product as uncharacterized. The transcript has 2 exons. The record is from RefSeq and is a predicted model, not a curated record. The coding region runs from base 1 to 906 and encodes 301 amino acids. NCBI's taxonomy places the organism in Eukaryota, Fungi, Ascomycota, Eurotiomycetes, Chaetothyriales, Herpotrichiellaceae.